CCGGGAAACCCUAGUGCUCGGCACGAACCAGCUAUAAAUCCCAUCCCACCGCGUCUCCCCAAACCCUAGAAGCCCCCUGCCUCCUGCGCCUCCACUUCCAUCCAAAGAUCGCAGAUCCGCUCCGGUGAGAAUCCGUCGCCAUGUCUUCCAGCGAGGUCGCCUGCACCCUUGCCGCCCUCAUCCUCCACGAUGACGGGAUCCCCAUCACUUCUGAGAAGAUCGCGACGGUGGUGAAGGCUGCCGGGAUCAAGGUUGAGGCCUACUGGCCAGCGCUCUUCGCCAAGCUCCUGGAGAAGAGGAGCGUCGAUGACCUCAUCCUCUCCGUCGGAUCUGGUGGAGGUGGUGCUCCAGCUGCUGCUGCUGCCCCGGCUGCUGGUGGUGCUGCUCCCGCUGAAGAGAAGAAAGAAGAAAAGAAGGAGGAAGCUAAGGAAGAGAGCGAUGAUGACAUGGGCUUCAGCUUGUUUGACUAAGCAGUGCAAUUCCAGUUCUCCUUUGGAAUCUGCUAUCCUAAAGACCCUUCUUAUGUGCUUUUAGGUCGAAUUUUGAAGAUUUAAUAUGUUAUUCUGUUUGGGACCUAAGUAUCUGUGCAAUGUUUACCGCAAACCUCCUUGAGAUGGUAUUGUUAGAAUUAAAAUGUGCCUUAAGCUUUCUUGA
Molecule: messenger RNA, 654 nt
Organism: Hordeum vulgare subsp. vulgare (domesticated barley)
Lineage: Eukaryota; Viridiplantae; Streptophyta; Magnoliopsida; Poales; Poaceae
Product: 60S acidic ribosomal protein P1-like
Exons: 4
Coding region: 141-470 (109 amino acids)
Biological process (GO): cytoplasmic translation; translational elongation
Cellular component (GO): ribosome; cytosolic large ribosomal subunit
Molecular function (GO): protein kinase activator activity; structural constituent of ribosome; ribonucleoprotein complex binding
Source: RefSeq, a predicted model, not a curated record